CCAUGGAUCGCUACUCACUCUUAGCUCUGCUCCUCUUCGCCGCCGUCGCAACCGCCGCGAUUGCCGAUCGAAUCGAUGCCGACGACGACGACGAGCUUCUGAUCCGUCAAGUGGUGGCGGACGGCGAAUCCGAGGAGGAUCACUUGCUGAACGCGGAGCACCACUUCUCCACCUUCAAGUCAAAGUUCAGCAAAACCUACGCUACAAAUGAGGAGCACGACUAUCGCUUCGGCGUCUUCAAGACCAACUUGCGCAGAGCCAAGCUGCACGAGAAACUCGAUCCCUCCGCCGUCCACGGCGUCACCAAGUUCUCCGAUCUCACUCCGUCGGAGUUCCGCCACCAGUUCCUCGGCCUCAAGCCUCUCCGUCUUCCCGCCGAUGCUCAGAAGGCUCCGAUCCUCCCUACGAAGGAUCUCCCUAAGGAUUUCGAUUGGCGGGAAAAAGGAGCCGUCACUCCCAUCAAGGACCAGGGAUCUUGUGGUUCGUGUUGGGCGUUCAGCACCACAGGUGCGUUGGAAGGAGCUCAUUUUCUGGAAACUGGAAACCUAGUGAGCCUUAGCGAGCAACAGCUUGUGGAUUGCGAUCAUGUGUGUGAUCCAGAACAAUAUGGAGCUUGUGACUCAGGGUGUAAUGGUGGGUUGAUGAACAACGCAUUCGAGUACAUACUUCAAGCUGGGGGAGUACAGCGAGAAGAGGACUAUCCUUACAGUGGAAGAGAUGGCUCUUGCAAAUUUGACAAAACCAAAAUUGCAGCUUCCGUAUCUAAUUUCAGUGUUGUUUCCCUUGACGAAAAACAAAUUGCUGCAAAUCUAGUGAAGAAUGGCCCUCUUGCAGUUGGUAUCAAUGCAGUUUUUAUGCAGACAUAUAUUGGUGGCGUCUCAUGCCCAUACAUCUGUGGAAAGCAUAAUUUGGAUCAUGGUGUUCUUCUAGUGGGUUAUGGCGCUCGUGGAUAUGCUCCCAUUCGGCUCAAGAAAAAGGCUUACUGGAUCAUAAAGAAUUCCUGGGGGGAAAGUUGGGGAGAGAAUGGAUAUUACAAAAUCUGCAAAGGGCGAAAUGUUUGUGGAGUGGAUUCCAUGGUCUCAACUGUAGCUGCUAUACAUACACCAACACAUUAAAUUUAAGGAUGCCCUGUUGUGAUUGUGUGGCGCUAGACUAGUGCAGCUUGUGUAAAUAUUAAAUUGUGAAAUGUAUCGUUUAGUACUGGGAAUAGCAUCUCCUUAUAGGAUCAGGAAACUGCUACGAUCAUGUUGUUUAUGUUGUAAGUCCUGUGUGCUACAGGACACUAGACUAGUAUAACUCUGUAUGCUUGUUAGCCCAGUGUCCAAUAUCCGUUGUUAUGGCAACUUGGCAAGCAAGUAAAUGAAUUGGAAGAUCUUCAGUGUAAAAUAUUAUUACCUUCUCAUAAUUUGUAGGGCAUAUUGUGAAAUAUCAGUAUUA
Molecule: messenger RNA, 1437 nt
Organism: Gastrolobium bilobum
Lineage: Eukaryota; Viridiplantae; Streptophyta; Magnoliopsida; Fabales; Fabaceae
Product: cysteine proteinase 15A-like
Exons: 4
Coding region: 3-1115 (370 amino acids)
Cellular component (GO): lysosome
Molecular function (GO): cysteine-type endopeptidase activity
Source: RefSeq, a predicted model, not a curated record